AAACCGUUGCUAAGUUCACACUAGUGCCCUAACCCUACUCUGUAAUCUGUGCCCCAAUCUGUUCGAAAAUUAGCAGCAGGAUAUUCCAACAUAUUUACUAAAUUAUAUAAAAUAUGUCUGGGCAGUCUGGGGAAGGUAUUUCAGCUAUCUAUACUUCUGAGAAAUAUGGAAAUGAUGAAAGUGGUGAUGGUUCAGAGUCGAGUCCAUUUAAAACUAUAUUACAGGCUAUGAAAAAAGCCGGCAAAGAACCUUUUCCUGUUAUAUAUGUGGAUGGUAAAAAAGAUGAUGUUAAAUUUGAAGAAGCAGCUAAGUCCCAGUUAAAAAAAAUUCAAAAAAUAUGGGUCAGGGAUAACUACAAACAGCAGGACAAAUUGAAAAAAGAGGAAGAAGAUGCUAUCAGAAGGGAAAAAAAUUUAGACGAAGCAAAAAAGGUAACUCUUGAGGAGGAUAAAUCCCUUGCUGAAGCUAAAAGAAUAAAAAUCUCCCAAGGGAAGGACUUCAGAGGACAGCGUAUUAAGAUUUAUGGUUGGGUACAUCGCUUAAGGAAGCAAGGAAAAGGAAUGAUGUUUAUAACCAUAAGAGAUGGGACUGGCUUUUUACAAAGCAUUUUGACAGAUAAAUUAACUCAAACGUAUAAUGCAUUAAUACUCACAACGGAAUCUUCUAUUGUUCUUCAUGGUGUUCUAAAAGAACUCCCAGAAGGUAAAAGUGCUCCCGGGGGACACGAAUUAGUUGUUGAUUAUUGGGAACUCAUUGGGUUAGCUCCAGCAGGUGGGGCUGAUGCCAUUUUGAAUGAACAUGCAUUACCAGAUGUUCAAGCAGAAAAUCGUCAUAUAAUGAUCAGAGGAGAGAAUACCGCUAAAGUUCUGAGGAUACGUUCUGUAUUACUUCAAAGUUUCAGAGAGCAUUACUUAGACAGAGGUUACGCCGAGAUUACUCCACCAAAUAUCGUUCAAACACAAGUAGAAGGAGGUGCAACCCUUUUCAAAUUAGAUUAUUUUGGGGAGGAAGCCUAUCUCACACAAAGCUCCCAACUUUAUCUCGAAACAUGUUUGCCCUCUAUGGGAGACGUAUUUUGUAUUGCUGAGAGCUUUAGAGCUGAACAAAGCAGGACAAGAAGACAUCUUGCUGAAUACACACACGUGGAAGCGGAGUGUCCCUUCAUCACUUUCGAUGAACUUUUAGAUCGAUUGGAAGAUUUGAUAUGUGAUGUUGUUGACAGAGUUCUGAAAUCGCCGUAUGCUGAUAUAGUUCAUGAAUUGAACCCAGACUUCAAAGUGCCAGAACGUCCAUUCCUAAGAAUGAAUUAUGCUGAUGCCAUUGAAUAUUUAAAGAAAAACAAUAUAACAAAACCAGACGGAACCUUCUACGAGUUUGGAGAGGACAUUCCUGAAAUGCCUGAAAGGAAGAUGACAGAUCAGAUUAAUAAGCCCAUAAUGUUGUGUCGCUUCCCAGCAAAUAUAAAAUCUUUCUAUAUGAGCAAAUGUCCAGAAGAUAAGAGGUUGACUGAAAGUGUGGAUGUUCUCUUACCUAAUGUUGGCGAAAUUGUCGGUGGUUCUAUGAGGAUUUAUAACUUAGAAGAACUAUUGGAAGGGUAUAAGAAUGAAGGAAUCGAUCCUGCUCCCUAUUAUUGGUAUACAGACCAGAGAAAAUACGGAACUUGUCCUCAUGGUGGUUAUGGUUUAGGUUUAGAACGUUUUGUAUGUUGGCUGCUCAAUAGGUACCAUAUCAGAGAGGUUUGCCUGUACCCGCGCUACUUGAAUCAUUGUAAACCUUAAUAGCAUUCAGGCCCAUCCAGUUGUAUGCAUUUAACCUUCGAAUAAACUGCUUUUGAAGAUA
Messenger RNA from Coccinella septempunctata (seven-spotted ladybird), 1839 nucleotides. RefSeq names its product asparagine--tRNA ligase, cytoplasmic. Gene Ontology annotation, cellular component: cytoplasm. Bases 114 to 1778 code for a protein of 554 amino acids. The transcript has 9 exons. Gene Ontology annotation, molecular function: asparagine-tRNA ligase activity; ATP binding; nucleic acid binding. Gene Ontology annotation, biological process: asparaginyl-tRNA aminoacylation. The record is from RefSeq and is a predicted model, not a curated record. Lineage: Eukaryota; Metazoa; Arthropoda; Insecta; Coleoptera; Coccinellidae.